AUGCGGAGCGGCAAGUGUUGGGAGCAGACUGUAAACAGCUUUUUCUCUGAUGCCUGCUUAUUAAAAUUUCCCUCUUUCUUACAGGCAGAUGAAUUUAUCCGAGCUAAUGCCUGCAACAGAUUAACUGUCAUAGCUGAGCAAAUCCAGUAUCUGCAGGAGCAGGCCCGGAAGGUCUUGGACGAAGCUAACAGAGAUGCUGAUCUUCAUCAUGUAGCCUGCAAUAUUGUGAAGAAACCAGGAAACAUCUACUACCUGUACAGGCGGGAAAGUGGCCAGAGAUACUUUUCCAUCCUUUCUCCUGAGGAAUGGGGGACCAAUUGCCCACAUGAGUUCCUUGGUGCCUAUAAGCUUCAGCACGACAUGUCCUGGACUUCAUCCGAGAACACUGAGAAACGAGAUGCUGAAAUUAGCACCCUUGACAAGUUGCUGAGCCAGCAGGCAGCGUUGCCUCAGUGUACGGAGCCCAACUUCCAAGGCCUCACCAAGUGAAGCAGGCUGACAGUAACUGCGCAGGCAUUCUGAACAGCUUCUAGAAGAGGAUGGAUUUUCCUUACCUGACUAUUGCAAAAGGAGUUCUAAGAAUGGAGACCAAGAAAUUAAAACAGACUUUAGCAGCUCAGUUCAGCUAC
This is a messenger RNA of Chelonoidis abingdonii (Abingdon island giant tortoise), 629 nucleotides long. NCBI's taxonomy places the organism in Eukaryota, Metazoa, Chordata, Testudines, Testudinidae. The record is from RefSeq and is a predicted model, not a curated record.